Desarmillaria tabescens is the source of this 648-nucleotide messenger RNA. RefSeq lists its product as uncharacterized. Bases 1 to 648 code for a protein of 215 amino acids. The transcript has 4 exons. The record is from RefSeq and is a predicted model, not a curated record. NCBI's taxonomy places the organism in Eukaryota, Fungi, Basidiomycota, Agaricomycetes, Agaricales, Physalacriaceae.
AUGCUUCCCAGUAUGCAAGCUGUUGUUGAUCUGACCCAACAACAAGGAAGGCAACUUAUGCGUGCUAUUGGUCGCUUCAGAGGGAUCCCGACGAUUGAAGUCGACAUCAUUCCAAACUUCAUAGUUCUUCUUCAUCCCAGCCAUCCCGUAGAAGACUUCGCGAGGUAUCAAAUUGUUUUGGAGGGGCUUGAAAACUUGUUGAAGACUUAUGUGCUGUGGAUGGGGCAUACACACAUCAACUGGAACUCUGCUGUCCUCUAUGGACAUGGAGUUUCCGUGCUUGAAUGGACUUCCUUGCGUUACGAGAUGUUGUAUGCGGCAGCAUUUCCUCACGUUACACCGGACACAUCCUCUCGUAUACAGUUCUUCUGCAAAAUUUGGGCGACACCCUUGCCGCCGAAUGUAGGAAGGGUGGUUUUCCUGCCGCCGAUGAAUUGUCGCUCCGGAGGAUGCAUUAUCAACGUGGAUUUUGAACUUUCCGACGUCCUGGAGGCCAUGGCAGUCAUGACCGAUGCUGAUGAGGAUACGUAUGAGUUUCAGCUGAGCCACAACUGGCUCCAUGCAGAACUGCUCACAGCCGUCGAAUUGGCGAGUGCAGGAACUGUGAACGAUGAUCUCUUAGAUGAAGCAGAGUUAUUAUUGCCUUGA